Molecule: messenger RNA, 1749 nt
Organism: Penicillium vulpinum
Lineage: Eukaryota; Fungi; Ascomycota; Eurotiomycetes; Eurotiales; Aspergillaceae
Exons: 3
Coding region: 1-1749 (582 amino acids)
Molecular function (GO): propionyl-CoA carboxylase activity
Source: RefSeq, a predicted model, not a curated record
AUGACAAAAGACAGCGACCCACCAACCAGAACAGGCAAUAACCAAGCCACCGAUCGUCUUAACCAGGUCACAUCCCAUAUAUCACCACCAGGAGACCAACCAAAAAAGCCCAAGUCAAAGUCAACGUCUACAGAAAAUCGUCUCCCGGCAGACUACUCAGAUGUACUAGGCCAACUAGCAACGCUGCGGGAAAUAGCCGCAAAGCCAGAUCCCACCAACCGAGGCUACGUCCGCCAAAAGCAAGCAGGCAAGCUAUGGGUACGCGAGCGCAUCGAGCAACUGCUAGACCCGAACAGCUUCCAAGAAAUUGGAUCCGUUUCCGGCACGGUGACAUGGCAAAAGACAGCGCCGAUGCGCGAGAAGCCCGUCUCCUUCGUGCCAAGCAAUAACAUCCAAGGCACUGGACUGCUUCGCGGCAGGAAGAUCCUUCUCACGGCUGAUGAUUUCAGCAUCCGGUCUGGACAUGCCGAUGGUGCGAGUGUAGGUAAGACAGUUUAUGUUGAGAAACUUGCUAUUGCGUUGCGGCUGCCGGUUGUUAAGCUUGUUGAUGGGAGUUCUGGGGGUGGGAGUGUUACGACGAUUCGGAAAGAGGGCUGGAGCUAUCUUCCUCAUGUUUCUUCUUUUCCGCAUGUUAUCAAGCAGUUGAAUAUGGGGAUUCCAAAUUUGGGGGCUGUUGUUGGGCCUGCGAUUGGACUUGGUGCUGCAAGGGUGGUAUCCUGCCACUUCUCCGUGAUGGCAGCUGACAUUGGAGCACUGUUUAAUGCAGGGCCGAAGGUUGUUGAGGGCGCAACAUUUGAAGAAGGCCUCGACUUCCAAGAUUUGGGUGGGCCUAUGGUUCAUUGUAUGAACGGCACGAUCGAUAAUCUCGCCGCUAACGAGGCGGAAUGUUACGAGCAGCUGCGGGUAGUUCUGAGUUACCUCCCAAACAGUGGGAGCGAUGCACCGCCAACAAUUCCCUGCACUGAUUCCGAGGAGCGCGAGGAUAUCGCACUACGGAGCAUCAUUCCUCGACGACAAGCACGCAUGUACAAUGCGCGUUCGAUCAUCACCUCUGUAGUUGACAAAGACUCCUGGUUUGAGAUCGGAGCAUUAUGGGGGCGCACUGCAAUUGGUGGACUUGCACGUGUGGGCGGUCGUCCGGUUGGGAUUAUCUCGCUGAACUGUGAAGUUAAUGGAGGUGCAUUGGAUGCCGCUGGUAGUCAGAAGUUAACGCGGUUGUUGAAAUUGUGUGAUGUGAUGAAUCUGCCUAUUCUGCAGUUUUUGGACGUCCCGGGAUAUGCCAUUGGAACUGUCGCUGAGCGCACGGCGACAAUGCGCUGGGGUGUUGAGCUCGCCAAGGCUUACUUCAGUACCACGGUGCCGGUAUUCAAUGUCGUUACACGGCGUGUGUUUGGCGUGGCGGGUGGGGUUAUGUUCGGUUGUCGUGACCCGGUUAUGCAGGUUGCUUGGCCAUCUGGACAGUGGGGUUCGUUGCCGCUGGACGGCGGAAUCGAGGUCGCGCAUCGGCAUGAGCUGCGUGAGGCCGAGAAGGUUGGAAAGAAGGAAGAACGGUAUCAAGAGCUGGAAGAAGAGUAUUCACGGCUGAUGAAUCCGGUGCGGACAGCGAAUGCGUUUGGAAUUGAGGAGAUCAUCGACCCAAAGGAUACGCGGAAGGUUUGCUGUGCAUGGGCAUCGCAUGUCUAUGAGGUGCUCAUGAAAGAGAGGUUGGCAGACCGUGCCUGUGGGAAGCUCCAGCCUUCUUUUGCUUGA